This is a messenger RNA of Zophobas morio, 1792 nucleotides long. RefSeq lists its product as uncharacterized. Gene Ontology annotation, molecular function: scavenger receptor activity; protein binding. The record is from RefSeq and is a predicted model, not a curated record. Lineage: Eukaryota; Metazoa; Arthropoda; Insecta; Coleoptera; Tenebrionidae. The transcript is spliced from 8 exons. Bases 152 to 1564 code for a protein of 470 amino acids.
AUACACACAUGAUAACAAAGUUAGAGCGAAGAUUAACCAUUGUACAGUUGCUCGAGUGGAAGUGAUGUGGUGCUGCUGAAGAUAUGUGAUCGUGGUUAAUGGAAUCACGCUUUGGCUACCAGUGUUAGAAGGUUGAUCAGGAGGUGCAGGAAUGUGGAAUGUAAUUCUGGUGGCUCUGGCUGCAGGCACGGCUUGGGGGAGGCCGAGGGGGGAGCACGUGUGUCAGGAGGAGCACAGGUUUAUCGUCAACGUGACGGAGUCUUUCCUGAGGAAUUCCACAGUGAGGCACUACAAAUGGUGCAUGAAUGUUCCUCCGAGGUGUUCGUUUUAUACUACGAAGGUGAUUAAUGAUAGUCGAAUUGUGGAAAAAGAAGUCACCGAUGUCAUUGACAAGUGCUGUUCCGGGUACAUGGAGGACAUCACCACGGGCUUGUGCUUACCGGAUUGUCCGGGGUGCUCCAAGGGGACUUGCCUGGCUGGGGAGUGUUCCUGCUUUCCCGGAUACAAGGGGGAGAUGUGUAACGUUGACUGCGAGGAGUUCGAAUGGGGAGAAGGUUGCAAGUUUAAAUGUAAUUGCAAUGGUGGUGGGUGUGAUCGUUUUACAGGAAGUUGCCUCUGUCUCCCAGGAUGGAUAGGAGAUGAAUGCCAGUCCCCCUGCCCCGCCGGCUUCUACGGCUCUCUUUGCCAGCUCCGCUGCCCGUGCGAGCCCUGCCACCCGGCCACCGGCCGCUGCCUCCCAACCUCCCCCUCGCCGCCCCUUUCCUCCCCCUCGCCCUCUUCGCCGCCCAUCAGCUUCACCAACAACGGGAAGCUCGAGGUCCCCCAGGCCGCCCUACUUUCGACACCUCCGCCGACGGAAGCGCCGUUUCCCAUCUUUGAAGACGCACAAAGGCGAGAAAUUGACGAGAUGCCAAUCAACAAUUACGUUUCGGUGGGUCGCGAUAGUCUCGCCGAGACCACUGAACCGGUGCAGAUCACGAAAUCGCGAACGAAAGUGAAAAGUACCGAGGUUAGUGGCGGAAACGGGGGAAAUCCCGAGAUUAACAAGAACGAUCUGGUCAACAGCGCCAGUGCGGCGACGGCCAUUUCCGCGGGGAUCAUCAUCGUGGCGGCGGUGAUUGUGGCGGCGAACCACUUCAAGAGGAGCCGGAAGGCCAAGGACGGGGAGAGGGGCAAGGGGGUGUCGACGGUGGCGGUGUACACGCAUAGUAUUUUUCACACGCCGCUGCCAGAUCCUCCCAUCUUCGAAAACCCAAUAUUUGUUAACCCCGUCGAAACCAACCCUUCAGGUGAAGGCCGCUUCGAAACCCACGUCGUCUGCAGCAUGAAUUUUCCCGGACACCCCAACAGCAAAGAUUUUCUCUACGAUCAUCCCCCUUCAACAGGAAGCUAUCGAGCCGCCUCAAUACCUGAACCCGACCUCGAUUUGAGCCACAGUGUGCACUCGGAACCUGUGUAUGAUGAGAUUCCUUCCGGCAUUGCUCCAAUACCCAUAUCACAGCCGCCCCCGUCGUACAAAUCGUCGUCUUUGUAUAUGAACACGUGCGGGAAAACGAGAUUUUAAACGAGGGUUGAUCGAUAAUGACGUGUUUAUUGGUUAGGUGUUCACGAAUACGUGUAUAAGUUGUAGUUUUUUUGUAGAUUUGAAUAAAGUGUGAAUGGCUGGGUUUGUGUUCCUGUUGAAUUUUAUUUUUAAUGUGGUAAUUUCGUAAGGAUAUUUAUUACUGUGUAAGAAUAUAACUUUGUACAACGCAAAUGUCUACGUAUUUUUAAUAAAACAAAAUGAAACUUU